UGGCCAGGCCUGCUGGGCUCCGCCUCUUCCCGGUCUAGGGGGCUGCCAGGGACUGACGGACAGACCUACAGACAGACAGACGGAUGGACAGCACCCUAAUGGCCACUCCAGGAGAACCGAGCAUGGGACCUGGAGUCUGGAACCAGACGGAGCCUGAGCCCACUGCUGACAGUGUGCUGAGCCUGUGCUUCCUGAAAACAGCAGGAGUCUGGGUGCCCCCCAUGUACCUCUGGGUCCUCGGCCCCAUCUACCUCCUCUACAUCCACCGCCAUGGCAAGGGCUACCUCCGCAUGUCCUCCCUGUUCAAGACCAAAAUGGUGCUCGGGUUCACCCUCAUAAUCCUGUUCACCUCCAGUGUGUCUGUCACUCUUUGGAGAAUCCAGCAGGGGAGGCCCCAGGCCCCAGAAUUCCUCAUUCACCCCACCGUGUGGCUCGCCACUACGACCUUUGCAGUGUUCCUCAUCCAUGUGGAGAGGAAGAAAGGGGUCCAGGCGUCUGGGGUGCUAUUUGGGUACUGGCUGCUCUGCUGUCUCUUGCCAGCCAUCAGUGCCGCCCAGCAGGCCUCGCAAGAGGGCUUCCAGAGCGACCCCUUCCGCCACCUGUCUACCUACCUGUGCCUGUGUCUGGUGGUGACCCAGUUUGUGCUGUCCUGCUUGGCUGAUGGACCCCCAUUCUUCCCCAAAGAACCCCCACAGUCUAAACCAUGUCCUGAGGCUGGGGCCUCCUUUCCCUCCAAGGCCAUGUUCUGGUGGGUUUCUGGGCUGGUCUGGAGGGGCUACAAGAGGCCACUGGGACCAAAAGACCUGUGGUCACUUGGGAGAGAGAACUCCUCAGAAGAACUUGUUUCCCAGCUGGAAAGGGCGUGGACAAGGAACCGCAGUGCAGCCCAGCGGCACACGGAGAGGGCAGCGUUUGAAGGGAAAGGAAGCCUCCACCACGGCCAGGACGCCUCCGAGACCGAGGCCUUCCUACAGCGGAAAGGGAGCAGGCGGGGCCCGCUGCUGAGGGCCAUCUGGCAGGUCUCCCGCUCCACCUUCCUCCUGGGGACCCUCAGCCUUGUCAUCAGUGACGUCUUCAGGUUCACUGUCCCCAAGCUCCUCAGCCUUUUUCUGGAGUUUAUCGGCAAUCCCGCGGCUCCAGCCUGGAAGGGCCACCUGAUCGCAGUGCUGAUGUUCAUCGCCGCCUGCCUGCAGACGCUGUUCGAGCAGCAGCACAUGUACAGACUCAAGGUGCUGCAGAUAAGGCUGCGAGCGGCCAUCACCGGCCUGGUGUACCGGAAGGUCUUGGCUCUGUCCAGCGGCUCCAAAAAGACCACCGCCGUUGGGGACGUGGUCAACCUGGUGUCUGUGGAUGUGCCGAGGCUGACCGAGAACAUCCUCAACCUCAAUGGGCUGUGGCUGCCGCUCGUGUGGAUCGUCGUCUGCUUUGUUUAUCUGUGGCAGCUCCUAGGACCCUCUGCCCUCACGGCCAUCGCUGUCUUUCUGAGCCUCCUCCCUCUGAAUUUCUUCAUCACCAAGAAGAGGAACCACCAUCAGGAAGAGCAGAUGAGGCAGAAGGACUCUCGGGCACGGCUUACCAGCUGCAUCUUCCGAAACAUGAGGACGGUCAAGUGCCACGGCUGGGAAGGGGCCUUUCUGGACAGAGUCCUGCGCAUCCGGGGCCAGGAGCUGGGUGCCCUGAGGACCUCUGGACUCCUCUUCUCUGUGUCUCUGGUGUCCUUCCAAGUGUCCACGUUUCUGGUGGCGCUGGUUGUGUUUACUGUCCAUACUUUGGUGACUGAGGAGAAUGCCAUGGACGCCGAGAAAGCCUUUGUGACCCUCACGGUUCUCAACAUCCUCAACAAGGCGCAGGCUUUCCUGCCCUUUUCCAUCCACUCCGUUGUCCAGGCCCGGGUGUCCUUUGACCGUCUGGCCACCUUCCUCUGCCUGGAAGAAGUUGACCCUGAGGCUGUGCACUCAAGUCCCUCCAGAUGCUGUGAGUGCCGAGCUGCCAGGGAGGAUUGCAUCAGUGUGCAAGAAGGCACCUUUGCUUGGUCCCAGGAGAGCCCGCCCUGCCUGCACAGGAUAAACCUCACCGUGCCACAGGGCUGUCUGCUGGCUGUCGUUGGUCCUGUGGGGGCUGGGAAGUCCUCCCUGCUCUCUGCCCUCCUCGGGGAGCUGUCAAAGGUGGAGGGGUCCGUGAGCAUCAAGGGUCCUGUGGCUUAUGUGCCCCAGGAGGCCUGGGUCCAGAGCUCGUCUGUGGUGGAGAACGUGUGCUUCAGGCAGGAGUUGGACCCACUGUGGCUGGAGAGAGUCCUGGAGGCCUGUGCUCUGUGGCCGGAUGUGGGCAGCUUUCCUGCGGGGGUCCACACCCAAAUUGGGGAGCAGGGCAUGAAUCUCUCUGGGGGCCAGAAACAGCGGCUGAGCCUGGCCCGGGCCGUGUAUAGGAAGGCCGCCGUGUACCUGCUAGAUGAUCCCCUGGCGGCCCUGGAUGCCCAUGUCGGCCAGCACGUCUUCAACCAGGUCAUUGGGCCCAGUGGGCUGCUCCAGAAAACAACACGGAUUCUCGUGACCCACGCCCUCCACGUCCUGCCACAGGCUGAUUGGAUCGUGGUGCUGGAAGAUGGGGCCAUUGCAGAGAUGGGUUCCUACCAGGAGCUUCUGAACAGGAAAGGGGCUCUGGUGGCCCUUCUGGAUCGAGCCAGACAGCCAGGAGAUAGAGAAGAAGGAGAAACAGAACUCACAACCAGCACUGAGGACCCCAGAGGGUCUGUUGGAAGCGGGAGGCCCGUGCGUGGACCAGAGAGGUCCCUGAAGUUAAUCCCUGAGAAGGACAGCGCUGCUGCGGAGGCCCAGACAAGGGCUCCCCUAGGGGACCCUGACAGGGCAGGCCCGCCAGCCGGGAAGGACAGCAUGCAGCUUGGCAGGGUGAAGGCCGCCAUGUACCUGACCUACGUGCGAGCUGUGGGCACCCCACUCUGCCUCUACGCACUCUUCCUCUUCUUCUGCCAGCAAGUGGCCUCCUUCUGCCGCGGCUACUGGCUCAGCCUAUGGGCGGACGACCCCACCGUGGGCGGGCGGCAGACACAGGCGGCUCUGCGCGGCUGGGUCUUUGGGCUCCUGGGGUGCCUCCAAGCUGCAGGGCUGCUCGCCUCCAUGGCCACAGUGAUCCUCGGGGGCAUCCGGGCCUCCAGCCUGCUCUUCCAGAGGCUGCUGUGGGAUGUGGCACGGUCUCCCAUUGGCUUCUUUGAGCAGACGCCCGUCGGGAACCUGCUGAACCGCUUCUCCAAGGAGACGGACAUAGUAGAUGUGGACAUCCCUGACAAACUCCGGUCCCUGCUGAUUUACACCUUUGGGCUCCUGGAGGUCAGCCUGGUGGUGACAGUGGCCACCCCGCUGGCCGUCAUGGCCAUCCUGCCACUGCUGCUCCUCUACACUGGGUUUCAGAGCCUGUACGUGGCCACCUCGUGCCAGCUCAGACGCCUGGAGUCAGCCAGGCACUCCUUCGUGUGUUCCCACGUGGCAGAGACAUUCCAGGGCGGUGCAGUGGUCAGAGCCUUCCGGGCCCAGGGCUCCUUCAUGGCUCAGAACAAUGCCCACAUGAAUGAAAGCCAGCGAGUCAGUUUCCCACGGCUGGUGGCUGACAGGUGGCUCGCUGCCAAUCUGGAGCUCCUGGGGAACGUGCUGGUGUUUGCCGCUGCCGUGUGCGCUGUGCUGAGCAAGGCCCAUCUCAGCGCCGGCCUCGUGGGCUUCUCUGUCUCCGCCGCCCUCCAGGUGACCCAGACGCUGCAGUGGGCUGUUCGCAGCUGGACAGACCUGGAGAGCAGCAUCGUGUCGGUGGAGCGGAUGGAGGACUAUGCCCGGACACCCAAGGAGGCACCCUGGACGCUGCCUACCUGUCCAGCCCAGCCGCCCCCCUGGCCUCAUGGGGGGCAAAUUGAGUUCCGGGACUUGGGGCUGAGGCACCGACCUGAGCUCCCACUGGCUGUGCGAGGUGUGUCCUUCAAGGUCCACGCAGGAGAGAAGGUGGGCAUCGUUGGCAGGACGGGGGCCGGGAAGUCCUCCCUGGCCGGGGGCCUGCUGCGGCUCCUGGAGGCAGCUGAGGGUGGGAUCUGGAUCGACGGGGUCCCCAUCGUCCACGUGGGGCUGCACACGCUGCGGUCCAGGAUCACCAUCAUCCCCCAGGACCCCAUCCUGUUCCCCGGCUCUCUGAGGAUGAACCUGGACAUGCUGCAGGAGCACACAGACGAAGCCAUCUGGGAGGCCUUGGAGACGGUGCAGCUCAGAGCCUUGGUGGCCAGCCUGCCCGGCCAGCUGCAGUACAAGUGUGCCGACCAAGGCGAUGACCUCAGUCUGGGCCAGAAGCAGCUCCUGUGUCUGGCACGUGCCCUUCUCCGGAAAACCCAGAUCCUCAUCCUGGACGAGGCCACGGCCGCCGUGGACCCGGGGACGGAGCUCCAGAUGCAGGCCGCCCUGGGGAGCUGGUUUGCCCAGUGCACAGUGCUGCUCAUUGCCCACCGCCUUCGCUCCGUGAUGGGCUGUGCCAGGGUGCUGGUCAUGGACAAGGGGCAGGUGGUGGAGAGUGGCAGUCCUGCCCAGCUGCUGGCCCAGAAGGGCCUGUUUUACAGGCUGGCACAGGAGUCAGGCCUGGUCUGAGCCCAGACCCCUCAGCCCUCCUGCCACGCCAACCCGGACAGACGUGCGAUGCCCUGGAAAUACAAGAGACCUGGGGGUCAUCAGUGGCACUGUGGUUUUUGGUCCAGACCCCUCUCUGCUCUCUGGGGGCGGAGCGGGGGAGAAUGGCAGGGAAAGUGGACGCUCAACCAUGACAGACCGGGAGGAUGCAGCAACCCCCAAGGCUGGCCUGACCAGAGCCCAUCCAGCCUUGUCCACCCUGGAGCCGGAGUGGACAGUGGCUCUCAGCCCUGGCUGCCCACUGGACUCACUCUCGGACCACAGGACCUGCCCGCACCCAGGCUUCACAGCAAAUCGAUGAAAUCAUUAUCCUUGGGACUGAGGCAAUGCUGUGUGUACUUUUCCAAAUUAACCCUUAUUUUGAGAUGACUAACUGCAGACUGACAAGCAGUUGUAAGAAAUAAUCCACAGAAGGCCCAUGUGCCCUUUCCCUGUUCCCCCCAAAAGCAAUGCCUUGAAAAACGCUAGUACGAUAUCACACCCAGAUGUGAACAUUGGUACAAUGCACCGAUCUUGCUCAGAUUUCCCAUUUCACUUGUACUUGUGUGUGUGUGUGUGUGUGUGUGUGUGACUUCUGCACAGUUGUGUCACAUGUAUGGGCGGCAUUCACCACAGCUGGGAUGCUGAACGCUUCCAUCACCACGAUGACCCCUGGGCUUGCUAUUUUGUCACCGCACCCCUCCCUCCCACCCCCACAACCCCUGGUGAGUUCUCCCUUUCGGUAUACCGUGCAGUUUUAGAGCUCCCCACAUGACUCCAACACGCCCUGGGACUCUUGCUGCUCCUCCCACCCUUGCACAUGAGCCCCAAGGGGCAUUUUGCUCACAUUGGACACACGAGCCACGACCCACACCAGGAAUGGGUCCCUCCAGGCACAAGCUCCCACCAGCAGGUGCUGUUACCAAGGGGAGAGGGGAGGAGCUGGGAUGUGGCCCCCACCAGAAGAAUCUGUUCAGGACUUGGCACGUGCCGUGCAUUUGUUUGUUUAAGACCAAAUUCCGGGCUUCUCCAGGGAGCCCCAAAAGUAGCCUGGGCAUUUCUGUUCAUGUCUGCUCCCGAGGGGGCCGUGUGGGAGAUGCUGUUGGAGGUCAGAGGUCAGGGAUAGUAAAGGUCCAGCACCUGCUUCCAUGAAGGACAGUGUACAGCGUGUACAUCCAGCCUAUUUCUGACAGCAGUCACGAUUCUAACGUGAGGCUCAUCAAACCAGCCUCAGGCACCAGGACAGGGAAUACCCCAGGUCCUUCACAGACCCCAAGGUGUUGCUACAGGGAUAAAGUAAUACAUGGAAAUGUGUUCAGAGCUAAGGUGGGCACAAAGUAAGUGCUCAACAAACGUUCACUGUUACCACUACUGUUGCAUUUGCGAGCCUCUGUGGGCAGCAGAGAGAUGUGCACCAGGAUUUCUUUAACCAUCACUAGCAACAUGCGGGGUAGAGGGUUCUGUUGUGGGGCCGCCCUGUGCACUGCAGGGUGUUUAGCAGCGUCUCUGGCCUCCACCCUCUAGAUGCCAGUAUGCCCUUACCUCCAGUUGUGUAUAAAACCAUCUCCAGACCCUGCCAAAUCACCUGCUGAGAGUCACUGGGCUAACCUGAUCCACCGCCAUCAAUAAUCCACUGAUGCUCGGGCGACAGCUGUGUUGGUGUGUCAGGAGGGGCCUGUGGACCCCCACCUGCCUGCCAGGACACAAAGCCUGCUCUGUCUCAGUCAGAUCACGGGGACUUUCUAAUGGAAAGUCCUGACGCAGGUUUUCAGCCCAGAGUAAUCUAGAUUUAAUUGCAGCUUCUACCUCCCUUUGCCAAGAUGUGGCCACAAGCACAUUUUGAUGACCUCAAAUUCAGAUAGGGAGUCUAUACAUGCCUUGCUGGUCCCCUGUCAUGCCUAGAAAGUACUGGUUCCCCAUUACUAGCUCCAUUUGCAGAUGAGGAAACUGAGGCUCAGAUGGUUGAUGUGACCUGCCAAGGUAACCCCCAGUUAGUAAGUGGCAGACUGGGGAUCUGCCCCUGGAGUUAUCCAACACCAAAGUCCAACUCAUCCCAUGGCAGUUGUCUGUCCAACUUGGAGGCACGGAGCGGGCCCAGACAUAGCACUUCUCGUUUCUCUGACAGGAGCCGAGCCACCCGACAUCCCGGCACAGACCGCAGGCAAAGGCAGCAGCAGCUGCAUAUUUGGCAAACUCACUUGGGAUCGCUCCAGGGUCACAAAGCCUACUUUCACGGAGGGAGGUGGUUUGCCAGGGAGCAGAGUGUGGGCCACAGGAGCCAGUGCCCACGAGAGCCUGCUAACAAGGCUGCUGCUGGCCCACACCAGUGCUCCUGGGAGACUGGCCUGCACGCCAUCCAGACCAUUAAUCCCCCUGCUGUGGGCUCCUGCCAGCAGGCUGGCGAGUGAGACACAGAUCCAGGAAAGCCACACACAGACCUCCCUGGUCAGUGCCUCUCAGUAGGCCCUUAACCGCACCCAUGUGCCACUGAUCACUGUGAGCCCACACAAAGCCCGGCUGUAAACGCCUUCAGGUAAUCCUCACCCCAGGGGAGGGUGGUGCUGUCAUUCUGCACACCACUAGGACGCAUUGGUGAGGACGUGCUAUCAUUGGGCAGCUUUCACAGAGAGAAAGCUAAGAGAUUAAGUAGGGACUGAGCCAGGUGGUCCCGUGCCAGAGUACAUGUCCCAACCACUGGGCAAUGCUGCCUCUCAAACACCUUUUCAGUUCUAGAAUACCAGGUCAUUGAUACAGAUGGAAUUUCCUAGAACCCCAUCAGAAGAGAAGGGCUCCCAUAAUUUACUGAGCCGGGGCAUUUGUGCAUUCUCCCCAACACGUCACCCAGUGCAGAGCAUGCAAGAGGACUCAAUAAAUGCCAAAUGCUUGACUAAAUGAACGGAAGGAUGGAUAGAUGGUCAAAAACAUGAGUGAGUGGCAUGACCACAUCUGAAGGUGCCCUGAGGGUGGGACAUGGUGCUGGGUGCUUUCCCCCGAUCUGGGUGCUUUCAUCCUCACAACUACCCAGCCAGGUGAACGCGAUGGUCUCGGUCACACCAGUGAGGAAGCUGCAGCUCCUGAGAAUCAAGCUCUACAGCCCCAGUGACAUCACACUUGGCCAAGGGCUGGCACAGAGGGUUCAGUCCAGACCAGAAAGUGCAGUCACUGAGCACAUGCUGUGUGUCUCUGCUCCAGAGUGGGGAUUCAGCAAAGAAUAAACAGAUUCGUGCCCUCCUCUCACAGAGCUGCCAUCAUCAAAUACAGAAUGGAGCAAGCAAAGCUGACAUCUGGGCAGAGGGAGGCCCUGACACAGGACUGCGCCCCACACGCUAGAACAGCAGAGAGGUGUGUGUGGUUGGACUGGCCUGAGUGGUGGCCAGUGGGGCCAGCUGAGGGCAGAGGUCGCAGGAAGCCAGGUUGUGCAGGGCCUGAGGCCAGGCUAGCUGCUGCCCCAAGAUGGGGACCACAGCAGGAUUGUGAUGUCUGCUUUCACAUCAUCACUACGGCUGCUUGGUGAACAGACUGAGUGUGGGGGGAGGGGCUGGCCAGCAGCAGAGGCAGGAGACCACUGAGCUGGCUGCCGUAGGCACGGAAGAGACAGCUGAUAUGUGGGCACCAGUGUGGCAGCAACGGGAGGAAUGAGAGGUGGUCAGAUCCUGUAUGUUUUGGCUGAUU
Molecule: messenger RNA, 8324 nt
Organism: Phyllostomus discolor (pale spear-nosed bat)
Lineage: Eukaryota; Metazoa; Chordata; Mammalia; Chiroptera; Phyllostomidae
Gene: ABCC6
Product: ATP binding cassette subfamily C member 6
Exons: 31
Coding region: 84-4634 (1516 amino acids)
Biological process (GO): transmembrane transport
Cellular component (GO): membrane
Molecular function (GO): ABC-type transporter activity; ATP binding; ATP hydrolysis activity
Source: RefSeq, a predicted model, not a curated record